Messenger RNA from Oryza sativa Japonica Group (Japanese rice), 4217 nucleotides. NCBI's taxonomy places the organism in Eukaryota, Viridiplantae, Streptophyta, Magnoliopsida, Poales, Poaceae. The record is from RefSeq and is a predicted model, not a curated record.
UCUGGCGACAGCGCCCUCGACCUGCAUCUCGGCUGGUGUCCGAGCGAGAUUGAGCUCGAUUCACUCAAGGUGAGGAAGCUAUUGGAGGAAGAGAAGUGCAACUUAUGUGAUCUCUUUACCUACAUGAGAUUCUUCGUUCUAGAACGCGGGAGAGACAAAUUGUCAUCGCCAGCCCAUGAAGCCUGACAAUGUUUUCUGGAAUAUGACCAAUCCCCUCCAAACAAAUACAAUACUUAGGACUUGUUCGGUUUAGAGGAGAUUGAAGAGAAUUGGAGGGGAUUGAGUAAAUCCCCUCCAAUCCUUCCCUCACAGGGAUUAACCAAACAGGUGGAAGCGGAUUGAUAGAGGGAUAUUGGGUGUGGGGAGGAGCCUCAACCAAAUCCACAUAGGGUUUGUUUAUAGUACACGGCGAAUAAAGCAUGAAGGCAUGAAGUAGCUGCUCCCACUUGACUAUUUCACUUCAGGCCGGUAUGCAUUUUGGCCUAUUUUUAUUGGCUUGUCUUGAACAAAUAUUCAUACUGCUACAACAAGCCUACAAAAAUACUACAAACUUCCUGACUAGAUUUUACCUACCUAACUUUGGAUGGAAGCCUAUUAGCACCCUUGAACUUUAAUGCUAGAUCCCCCGAGAUUUGCAAUACCGUUCAUACAACCCUGUAAGGUGGAGUUUGUUAAACUGUGGUUAACCCAGUGAUUUCAAGUCGCCUAGUCGGGACUAGUCAUAAGGGCACCGACUAGUCGACUAAUCGUGAUUAGUCGUGACUAGUUGUAGAUUAGUCAGUGACUAUGGGCUAGGGGUACCCAGGAUAAUGUAUAGAUAUUUAUAAGUAUUACUUACCAUAGUAUACUAGUAUAGUAUAGUACAAACUAAGGAUAAUCAGACUUACAUAGUUGACAGUUCACACUUGACUUAAGGUCUUAAAGUUAAAUCAUUUACCUGUCCUUGUUGCAAUAAGUCCUUCAUCUUUUCUCCCCUCUCUCCCGUGACUAGAUCUAGACUGCUGGUUCGGGUUAGAUGAGGGGUACAGGCCUUCCUGGGCUGGGCUGGGCUGGGCUAAAGGCCUGCCACUGAAGUGUAAAGCCCAACACAUAUUUUUAGCCCUAACAGACUAGUCAUCCACGACUAAUCGUGACUAGUUGUGACUAGUCGGACGAUAAGUUUUCUAUCGAACUAAUCGCUUCGAGGUUCCUGAUUGAGAUCAGGGUAGCGAUAAGGACAACUAGUUACGAUUAGUCGCGACUAAUCAGACAACUUGAAAACACUGGGUUAACCCCAAGUUGUGUGGGUUUGCACUAGUUGGCUAUUUUAUUUCCUUUGGAAGCAUUAUAUUCUUGCACUCCGUAAUAGUCUUAAUCACCAUUCUGUGGUUGACCACAGUUUCCCGGUGUUCUUACAGACAUUCUAUAAACCGGCCAAUUCUUUUGACAGUUACUCUUGAUGGUGACCAAAUGUUUCUCAAUGAAACUAUCUAGAAAAUGGAAUCCUGAGUGGAACCAAGCGGCUAAUUGUGAAGCUAUUGAAUCAGUCUGCAGUUCUUUUUCUUUAGAGGAAUGAAUCUGUUUGUAGUACCACCUACCACCAAUUUUAUAAUAGCAAGCAAGCUUAGCUAGUUGCCAGAUAAACUAAAGUAGUAAACACUGGUCAAUCAGUUAAGUUUACAAGCAUACAAGCUCACAGUUUUUUUUUAUCAAACUCUAGUCAUCUUGCUUUGAGCCUAUGAGAUGAUUGAUCGCUCUCCUAGGUAACAAAUUUGUUGAUCGAUCAGCUGGGCUGCCGGUAUGUGUGCCCUCAGCCGUUAACUCUCACUUAAUAUGUCAAACGGUGAAUGUGUGGUACACCAUGAAACCUCAUUUCAGUGCAUAAGAAGUUAACAAUAUUGUCAUGGCUGCAGGCUGGCUGAACCAGACGUCCCUGUUUGUCAACGAUUGGGCGAUCCGCAUCGUGGUGCUCUGCAGCUUCGCCGCCCACCUCGUCCUCACGCUGUUUGCCGGAAUCCGUCGGCGUAAAGCCACCGGCGUGCGGGCACUUGUCCUAUGGCUGGCGUACCAGCUUGGCGGCUGGGCUGGGACGUAUGCUCUCGGCAGCAUGUCGCUCGGCCGCACAACGCAGCAGCAGCAACAGCAGCUGGCAUUCUGGGCACCGUUCCUGCUCCUGCAUCUUGCUGGCCCCGACAACAUCACCGCCUACUCCCUUGAGGACACGGUUCUCGCCGGGAGACAGGUGCUCACCGUCACAGUACAGAUCUUGGGAGCAUCAUAUGUCCUGUACAAGCAGAUAUACAACCGUGACGGCGGCGGUAGCGCCUUGCUGUGGGUCUCUGUCGUCAUGUUCGCCAUCGGCAUUGCCAAGUACGUGGAGAGGGCCGUGGCGAUUAGGCAGGCCAACCUGGGAAAGAUGAGAAGCUCAAACAAGAAGUGCAAGUUAGGAAAACGAAGCUUCGGAGAUGUUAAAGAGGUGGGUAACGAGAGAACCUUGCUGGUUGCUCAUGGCCUGCUCCAUAUCACCAAGGGUGCCUUCAUCGAUCAUUCAGACGACGAGAAUCCCCUGAAAAGUGAUGCGGCACGAUCACAAAUAUUUGGUCAUGGAUGGGAGGAGAUGUGCAGGGUGGUGGAGAUGGAGCUGUCCCUCAUGUACGACAUCCUCUACACCAAGGUAGCUGUGGUGCACACAUGGUUCGGCUACAUCAUCCGUUUGGCGUCGCCGGUCGUCAGUGCCACCGCGUUCCUGCUGUUCUGGUUCCAAGGUAAAGAUGAGCAGAGGAGGGCAGAUGUGCUCAUCACCUACAUCUUGAUGGUCGGCACCAUCAUCCUGGAUGUCAGAUGGCUUCUCAGGGCGAUGGUGUCUACAUGGACCUAUUCGUUCCUGAACAAUAGGCCAGAUUGCUGGUUUCAUGCCGCAUGCUUGAGCUCCGGGAGGUGGCGCCUGCUCCGUCGUCUUGUCCUCUGUCUGGAUCCAUGCCGGCUGCUCGGCAAGGAACCAACUAGGUACAGGAUGUGGUCAGGAACCGUUGGGCAGUACAACUUAUUGCAUGAGUGCACUCAUGGCACGAUCGGCAUGUUUGGCUCGCUGCUGAAGAAGGUUGUAUCAGAUGACAGUUGGAUGGAGUACCAAUACCAUGACGCAAGGGGUCUUGCAAUUUCAUCGGAGGUAAGGGAAUUGUUGUUCCAACAGAUAUGGGAGCAACUCAAGACAGCAUAUCCAGCUGCGACUGUUGAGAAGACUAAUUUACUCUCUUGCAGCAGUCUGGGAUAUGCCGGGAGUGCAUGGAAGAACCGGGAGCUUGAUGAAGCUAUGAACUUUGCUCAUGCAUUCCAAGAGACAAUCCUUAUCUGGCACAUCGCCACGGACAUCUUCCUCUUGGUCAGUCGUCAAUUUGCAUCACCGUCCAACUCCAAGCAAGUACAGGUGAUCAUGGCGCUGUCGAAUUACAUGGCGUUCCUCGUAGCGGUCCGCCCAAGCAUGCUACCAGGCCUUAAGCUACGCAGCCUGUACAAAGAAACUCACAAGGCUCUUGUGGAAAUAUUGCUCAAAGAAGGAUAUUCUGGUAGCUUGAUAGAGAGAAAGGAGAAGCUGGCCGACAGGCUAAUAGAAAUGGAGAAGGAGAAGCAGGUCCAAAUCUCAAACGCUCCAAAGAAGGUAAGCAACUGGAGGCCAGGUUAUAGUAAUCACAAGUCAAGGCCAGCAAAGGCAAGUGUUCUUUAUGACGAGAAUAUAAUUCUGUCUGAUGGAGCUAAAUUCGCCGAGGUGCUGCUAAGUAGAGCUUGGGUAGACAGCCCACAUAUAACCGCACAUAUCGAAAUUAGCCCUGAGAGAUAUGAAAGGAUUAAAAGAUGAUUCCUCAUAUUGUGAGAACAGGUUGCGUUUGAUAUCUCGGUAAUGCUGGACUAUAUCUUCAAGGCAUGGGUUCGUAUUCUGAUGUAUGCGUCCGUCCGAUGCACAAGGGAUUCUCAUGCCAAGCAGCUCGCCUGUGGAGGCGAGCUCACAACAAUUGUCUGGAUACUCAACGAACACGCUGGCAUAUUUCGCAUCCCCGGUGAUGCCAGAGAUGAAACUGGCGAGCUUGGAACCUAAUGCCUAGUAACACAGCCUAUCGUUAACCCGUGUGUUACACGGCCUAUUGUUUGUUAUUUGUAUUAUGAAGACUAUAAAUUAAAAAUGUUUAAAUAGAUCGGUUACUAAAAUUUGCUGAAUAUAUACUAAAUAUGUUUUAAAGUUA